UUGGCACAUUAAAUUUCGGGCUCGUCAAUGGGGAAUGCAAUUGCUUGGCCGCAGACUCCAACCUGUGGUAUUUUUGAGACGGUGAGACGUUGCUCUCUGAUGGGGAAACUGGUUCCCAUUCCUGCCCCUUGGAUACCAAUCAUUUUGCAGGGGGCCCCACAAAAGUUAAAAUAAAGCUGAUGCGAGUGAGUGUGCAUCUGCAUUUGUAGCCGUUUAUUAUGAUGUCAGCAACGCACUUUUAUUCUUCGGAGAGGCUCCUCCAGAAGCCAGAUUGUGCGAAAUAUCAUUAAGAUCGGAUCCGAAUCCUGACCGCCACUUCACGCUUAUCCAACAGAUUUCUUACUUCAUGAUUUCUCAAUCGAAAUUCAGAGAACUCACGCUGUUUACCGAUAAUUAAUCGAUAUUUCUGGAAAAUCAGCCCCGUUCCAAGACACAGCACGGAAUGUGGUUUUCAUGCUCCAUCACAGUGGCUCUGCGGAUUAUUUCAAGCGCUGACUUUCAGCCAAUCAUACCAUCGCCUCAGAUCGAGUUAAGCAGCCCAUACGUUGGGCAUACGGGUAGAUACGAUCUUGCCAUGAAUCAUCCACCCACUCUGGCACAAGACGACCCCAUGCCAGUGUCGGUCGGACAUAUCAUGCACUGUGACGAAAUGUUGCUUCUCCCUGCAUAUUUCACAUCCAAUUUCAAUAUAUCCCGAAACGAAUUCCUUUUUCUGACCAAAGAAGCAAAAUCCGGUACGGAGUCCAUUAUGUAUAUGGGUUGAUCACAACGUCCUGUCACAAAGUUUAUCCAUCCAUUGUUUUUGACAAGG
Messenger RNA from Coccidioides immitis RS, 811 nucleotides. RefSeq lists its product as uncharacterized. The record is from RefSeq and is a predicted model, not a curated record. NCBI's taxonomy places the organism in Eukaryota, Fungi, Ascomycota, Eurotiomycetes, Onygenales, Onygenaceae. Bases 443 to 763 code for a protein of 106 amino acids. The transcript has a single exon.